Penicillium odoratum is the source of this 1545-nucleotide messenger RNA. RefSeq names its product putative amino acid permease. Gene Ontology annotation, molecular function: transmembrane transporter activity. Gene Ontology annotation, cellular component: membrane. NCBI's taxonomy places the organism in Eukaryota, Fungi, Ascomycota, Eurotiomycetes, Eurotiales, Aspergillaceae. Gene Ontology annotation, biological process: transmembrane transport. The transcript is spliced from 2 exons. Bases 1 to 1545 code for a protein of 514 amino acids. The record is from RefSeq and is a predicted model, not a curated record.
AUGGAUAUGAACAACGACAAAGUCGUUCCCCAUGGUGUUGACCAUGAAGCUGGCGAGAUCGCCAGCAUUCAUGAGCUUGCCGAGCUUGAUCGCUUGGGAUACAAGCAAGAGAUGCGUCGCAACCGAUCGGUCAUCACACUGCUCUUCCAGACACUGGCAAUCGCGGCAAUUCCCUAUGGUGAGGGAAGUCCUCUGAUCAGCGCCAUCUAUGGUGGCGGACAGCUGUCCAUUUUUGUAGGAUGGAUUGUAGUCUGCGUCCUGGAUCAGUGCAUUGCCAUGUCACUGGCCGAACUAGCCUCUCGCUAUCCAACCUCUGCAGGGCCAUACUACUGGUCUUUCCAGAUCGCCCAAUCCUCCAAGACAACCAUCUCCUUCAUCAAUGCCUGGAUUUGGGUGAUUGGUAAUUGGACAAUCACCUUAUCCGUCAACUUCGGAUUCGCCUCAAUGCUCUCCGGCACAAUCUCAAUGUACCAUCCAGACUGGAACGCCAACAGCUGGCAACUCCUCUUAAUCUUCUACGCCAUCUGCCUAGGUUCCUUAAUAAUCUGCACAUUCGCCAACCGCUACCUCCCUCAAGUCGACAUCGCCUGCGCCACCUGGACAGCCCUCACAAUCCUAGUCAUCCUAAUCGCCAUUUCCGUCAAAGCAGACGUAGGCCGCCACAGCGCCUCUUACGCCCUUUCCCACUACGACAAGUCCUUCUCUGGCUGGGGCAAUUUUACCUUCUUCAUCGGCCUCCUCCCACCAGCAUACACCUUCUCCGCAAUCGGCAUGAUCUCCUCAAUGGCCGAAGAAUGCGCCCACCCCGCCACAAAAGUCCCACGCGCAAUCGCCCUCUCCGUCCCCGUCGGCGGCAUAGCAGGUCUCUUCUUCGUCAUUCCCCUCUGCGUCACCCUACCUCCCUUAGAAGAAAUAAUCAACGCCCCAGCCGCCCAGGCCCUCCCCUACAUCCUGCACAAAGUAAUGGGCACACCAGGCGGCGGCCUCGGACUCGUCUUCCUAGUCCUGGUAAUAACCCUCUUCUGCUCAAUAAGCAUCACCGUCGCAGCCUCACGUUGCACAUGGGCCGUCGCGCGCGACAACGCCCUCCCACUCUCGAAAAUCUGGGCACACGUCGACCCCAAACUAGGCGUGCCGGUCUGGUCUCUCGUCCUCCUAACGGUAAUCCAGAUGUUACUCGGGCUCAUCAACCUGGGCAGCUCGAGUGCGUUUACGGCGUUCGUCUCUGUAGGCGUUAUUGCGUUAGCAGCGGCUUACGCGAUUCCUAUUUCUUUGAGCUUGCUGAAUGGUCGUUCGGAAGUGAAUCACGCUCCCUGGAACUGUGGGAUGGUUGCGGGGUCGUUUUUCAAUAUUCUUGCUUUGGCAUGGAUUGCGUUUGAGUUGGUUCUGUUUAGUAUGCCUACUGCUUUGCCUGUUACGGCUACGUCGAUGAAUUAUGCGUCGGUUGUUUUUGUGGGCUUUAUGGCUAUUUCGGCUGUUUGGUAUGCGGUUUAUGCUAGGAAACAUUACAAGGGCCCACCUGAGUCUGAUGCUUUGGAUGGUUGA